Verticillium dahliae VdLs.17 is the source of this 1131-nucleotide messenger RNA. RefSeq names its product para-nitrobenzyl esterase. The transcript is spliced from 3 exons. The record is from RefSeq and is a predicted model, not a curated record. Bases 1 to 1131 code for a protein of 376 amino acids. Lineage: Eukaryota; Fungi; Ascomycota; Sordariomycetes; Glomerellales; Plectosphaerellaceae.
AUGUCGCAGCCCACCGUUCGCCUCCGACAGGGAACAUAUCGCGGCAAGACACUGAAUGAGGAGCCAAAUCAUGCCCACUUACCGCAGACCAUUGAGGCUUUCCUCGGCCUGCCCUACGCCAAGAUCCCCGGCCGGUUUCGCGACGCCGAUGCGCCACCUUGCAGCGAAGCGACAUUUGAUGCCGUCAAGUACGGCCCCGUGUGUCCCAGUAUCUUGAGCGAGAUGGAUCUCGCCGAAGGAUGGGCCGUGGAGGAAGAUUGUCUCAGCGCGAACGUCUUCCGGCCGGCGGGGCUCAACGAGGGCGACGCGGUGCCGGUGGUUGUGUACGUACACGGCGGCACAUUCAACAUGGGCAAAGGGGGUGAUCGGGACAUGGCGAGCUUCGUAGCCUAUGCCCGAGGACCCAUCGUCGCCGUCAGCUUCAACUACAGGGUCGGGCCGCUGGGGUUCCUGCCGUCGUCUGCUAUGGAGGAGGAGGGCCUGUUGAAUCUGGGGUUGAGGGACCAGAGGGUUCUGCUGAGAUGGGUCAGGGAUAACGUUGCGGCAUUUGGAGGAGACGGCGAGAAGGUGACGCUCAUGGGCGUCAGCGCUGGAGCACACUCGAUUGGACACCACCUCCUCACCCCUGACCCUGACAGUGGCCCUUCUGCCUCGGCCCCCUCCUACCGAGCAUUCUCGAAUCCGGCGCGGCCACGGCCCGCUCCACGGGACAGCCCGACGGGCGCCCCUGGCGGCGGUGCGCACGCUGCGGCGUCGGGCCAUGAUGCUGGCGAUGGUCCUGGUGGUGGUUCUGGUUCUGGUUCUGGUUCUGGUUCUGGUCCUGGUCCUGCCGCUGCCGGGGAUGACGUCUCGUGGUCGAGAUUUAUGCCCCCUUUCGACGGUGAUCGGCAGGCGUCGGCCGUGAAGGAUUUCGACCUGGCCGUCGGCAGGAUCCUCGUGUUUGGCGGGGGAAAUGAUGAGCGUGCCGGUGGCGCGAACCCGGGGACCGUCGCGCGCAUGCGGCCGCUCACAGCCCGCGAGAUACGUCAGUGUCGCUUCUGGUGGCAGCGCGCCCAUCUUGGCCAAGGGACGGGGGAGGCGAGGGCGGCGGCAGGGCGGCUAAGCGAUGCCAUAGAGACGCCCUCCACAUAG